Messenger RNA from Lottia gigantea (owl limpet), 180 nucleotides. RefSeq lists its product as hypothetical. The record is from RefSeq and is a predicted model, not a curated record. The annotation marks the transcript as partial. NCBI's taxonomy places the organism in Eukaryota, Metazoa, Mollusca, Gastropoda, Lottiidae. The transcript has a single exon.
UGUUGUGCACUGUUCCCUUGUUCUGAGCACUGCCCCAUUGUAUUAUACACUGUCCCAUUGUGCUGUGCACUGUCCCCUUGUGUUGUGCACUGUCCCCUUGUGCUGAGCACUGGCCCCUUGUAUUGUACACCUUUCGAUUGUGUUGUGCGCUGUCCACUUGUAUUGUGCACUGUCCCCUAG